CCCAAUAUGAAGCCGUCAGAGACCGAGGAAGAUCAUUUCGUCUUCGUGAACAUCUCCCAACCUCAUGAGAUCAAAUCCGCCUCCACUCAGCGCACCAUCCGGCGCCGCGUCAUGCGGGAGAUUGGGAGGUCGCGCCGGACACACCCUCGGCCCCUCACCUGGAGUCUGGCCCUGGAGCCCUCGGCGGAUACAGUGGUGGAAAGCAUCCCUCCAUGCCUGGACCCAUGCAACACCACCUUCUAUCCCACUCCCCUGGAUGCGAGGGGCCUACAGCUAAUGCACUUCAUGACCAGUGACCGCGACUAUGUCUUCCGUCCGUUUCGGACGGUGUGGUUCACCAUGGCCUUGACCGAUGCCAGCGCUGUGCUCGUGGCCUUGGCCAACGCGGCCAUGUUCCUCGAUCAGAAGCUGCGGGCCCAGAUGUAUCGGUACGAGACGAGUGCUGAGUGUCUGACUUACUACGGCCAGUGCGUGCAGCAGGUGACGCGGCGGUUGGGCGAUGCUCGGGAGAAUCUCAGCGAAGGGGUCAUCACUACCAUCCUGGGGCUGAUGUGUCACGAUCUGUACGUUGGCAUGUUGGAUCGCUGGAACACUCAUAUCCGCGGCCUCGGUCGCAUCUUCCAGCUGCGGGGUGGAUAUCAGGGUCUAGCUGCCAAUGUGGCACUGUUUGCGGGCUGGCUGGAUGUUGUCGGGAGCCUGAUGGAGGAUUCUCGCCCCCGGUUGCCUAUCCCGCCAGAUUUUUCUAUCCAGUCCACUGAUGCUAUGACUCCCUAUCUGCGAAGCCUGCUUGACGACAUCGGUUCAGGGCAUGACUCGUUCUGGAAUAUUGAGGUUGCAUUCAGGCAUGCUAGCUUUAUCACUCAAACCGUGGAAGAAAAUCUUCGCUGUGCUGCGGCGCCCUGGAAACACGAGAACAAUCUGACCGUGAUCGAAUUAUUUGGGCUAGCCACACACUUCCUGCUCUGUAUGCCACGGCCGACUGAAGUGGAAUGCAAUGCAACGGGCGUUCAACUGCUGCAAGAAGCAACACGGCUCGCAUUGUUGAUUCUUCUCGCAGCUUUGAAGCAAGAGGUGUUUCUCUUUACGUCUCAGGAACGCGACCUCUUGAUGUACAAGUUCUCAAUGCUUGUUCCGCAAUUGCGCAUGGUCGAUUAUGAUGGCUCUUUUCUCAAGCUCUACCUCUGGGUUUUAGUGACAGUGUCCCUGCUAUCUCAGUCACACCAGCCUCUGCUGUAUUUCGAUGACAUUCAGUCAGUACUCGACCGUCUUGGCAUUACGAGCACCGAAGGGAUGGAUCUCGUCAACAGUAUUCUCUCAAUCAAUGUCCUGGGAAUCCAAGCAACAGAUCUCCUUCCAGCACUUGUCGUAUCUUAAUGUACAUAAACCCCAACAUGAUGCAGAUAUUCUUAACCACCUACAAUCCCCCCACUAACCGAGAUCACCUGUCCGGAUAUCCACCGACCCUUCUCCGAGCACAUUAGCAGCACCGCAUCCGCGAUAUCCUGCACGGUGCCUAGUCUCUCCUCCACCCGGCUGAGAGGAACCAAUGUCUUGUUGAUUUUCUCCGCCACAUGAGGGGGCAGACCAUCCGUGUCCACCGGGCCAGGGGAGAUGGUAU
Molecule: messenger RNA, 1618 nt
Organism: Aspergillus ibericus CBS 121593
Lineage: Eukaryota; Fungi; Ascomycota; Eurotiomycetes; Eurotiales; Aspergillaceae
Exons: 4
Coding region: 7-1374 (455 amino acids)
Source: RefSeq, a predicted model, not a curated record